AUAGGAAAAGAACGAGUUGCUCUAGCCCUCUUCUCUCUCUAUCUGAAGCAAGGAGCAGAAGGCACUUCGAACCAGUCAAGAGCACCCUUCACUAGUUCCGUUCUUCGAUGCCCUGUGCCUACGACUAGGGGAAAGCGCCGAGCUACACGGUCGCGGCGGCGGAGACAAUGUACGGCGGCGCCAGCGACGGAGAAGGUAUCGGCGUCGGCCACGAUGCUGGUGCGCCGAAGAAGAUCCCGUCCGCGUCCUCCAUGCCAUGGGUUCGAAACCUUCGCCGGUACGUCGGAUCCGGCGCUGGCCUCGGCUCUGAAGCCCUCAUGGAGCUGGAAACAAAGAGGAUAUUGCUGGAGAUUUUCAAAGAGCGACAAAAGAAAAAUGCUGAAUCAGGCUCAAUUCCUAGCUUCUAUAAAAAGAAGCCUGAAGAGGGAUCAAUCAGUCAUAGGGUUCAGCGAUUGGCAAAAUGUAGAUUCUUGAAGAAGCAAUCAGAACUUUUACUUAAUGCUGAUGACCUGGAUGCCAUGUGGGUUUGCUUAAGGGAAAAUUGUGUUAUUGACGAUGCGACUGGAGCUGAAAAGAUGAACUAUGAAGAUUUCUGUCACAUUGCCUCUCUUUGCACGGAGCAAAUUGGUGCUAAGUGCAGAAGAUUCUUUAGCCCUUCAAACUUCAUGAAGUUUGAAAAGGAUGAAGCUGGCAGAAUUGCCAUCCUGCCUUUCUAUCUAUAUGUGAUGCGAACGGUUUCACUUACCCAGGCAAGAAUUGAUAUGAGUGAGCUUGAUGAGGAUUCUGAUGGUUUUCUUCAACCUCAUGAAAUGGAGUCUUAUAUAAAAGGCCUUAUUCCUAAUUUGGCACAACUUCGUGAUAUGCUUGAAGCCUUUAUUCAGAUGUAUUGUCGCAUAGCUGCACGGAAAUUCUUCUUCUUUUGUGAUCCUCAUAGGCGAGGAAAAGCAUGCAUAAAAAAGGUGCUGCUUAGCAAUUGUCUCCAGGAGCUCAUGGAACUUCACCAGGAAAGUGAAGAGGAAGUUCCUGACACAGAGCAGGCAGAAAAUUGGUUUUCAUUAACUUCUGCUCAGAGGAUAUGUGAUAUGUAUAUUGCCCUGGAUAAAGACAAGAAUGGAACUCUGAGUAAGCAAGAGCUCAAAGAAUAUGCUGAUGCAACACUAACUGAAAUCUUUAUUGAGAGAGUUUUUGAUGAACAUGUACGUCGAAGCAAAGCUGGAGGUGUUAAUACUCGUGAGAUGGACUUUGAAAGCUUUCUGGAUUUUGUUUUAGCCCUGGAAAACAAGGACACACCUGAAGGAUUAACAUACUUAUUCAAAUGUCUUGAUCUUCAAGGGCGGGGCUAUCUUACCACUGCUGAUAUUCAUAUGCUCUUCAGAGAUGUUCACCACAAGUGGAUCGAGGGUGGGAACUACGAGUUGUGUAUUGAAGAUGUGAGAGAUGAAAUCUGGGACAUGGUCAAACCGGCUGAUCCUCUUAGGAUCACCCUUGCUGACCUUCUCACCUGUAAGCAAGGUGGUACAGUUGCUAGCAUGCUCAUGGAUGUACGCGGUUUUUGGGCCCAUGACAACAGGGAAAACCUACUCCAGGAAGAAGAAGAACCAGAGGAAGAAUAAUUUUCAUAACCGGACUAAUCCAGUUUACCUGCUGGAAUGUAAGUUUAAGUUGUAAUACCAUGACUACAUGAAUUGAUUAUCUUGCGACCUUUUUUUAAAAUACUAAUUUCGAAGUGGUCGUAAUGCUGCUGGCAGUUUGUGUUGUUCUUGUUCCAAAAAAGAUGGACUUGUGAUAAAAUUGUUAAGGCUUCCCCUGUUUCUCUUAGAACAAACAAUUCAUGUCGGCAUUAUGGAAUUUCUUGUGCAUCUCAUGGCAUGUUCACAAUUAUUAUUA
Zingiber officinale is the source of this 1887-nucleotide messenger RNA. Its product is annotated as probable serine/threonine-protein phosphatase 2A regulatory subunit B'' subunit TON2. The transcript is spliced from 12 exons. NCBI's taxonomy places the organism in Eukaryota, Viridiplantae, Streptophyta, Magnoliopsida, Zingiberales, Zingiberaceae. Gene Ontology annotation, molecular function: calcium ion binding. The record is from RefSeq and is a predicted model, not a curated record. Gene Ontology annotation, cellular component: centrosome; spindle. Gene Ontology annotation, biological process: microtubule cytoskeleton organization; cortical cytoskeleton organization; regulation of dephosphorylation. Bases 168 to 1613 code for a protein of 481 amino acids.